GUUCGUACUCGGUUGUGAAAUUGUGACCCUCGAUCCUGGGAAAAGGUCCACGACGUUUCGAGUUUGGUGUUUUCUCUCUAUAACAGUAGCCGGACGAAGACACUGCUGGGUCUUGGAUUUGCUUCGGGUUUUCGAACGACGAGUGCGUGUUGUUCUGGCAGGAUGCGAAAAAUGUGAAAAUAUGGAAAACCUGAAUCGGAAAAGUGUUUUGGAUUAACAAACAACGGUGUGCUUAGGGCUGUUUUUCGGUCUCGCGAGCCUUGUUAUCACGCAAAUUUUUGGUCCGUAACACAGUUUCUGGGUGUCAAAAACUUGUAUUCGUGGGCUUAUUCAUCCCGUCGACGUGAGUUAUGUGGAGGAAUUCGGGUGAAUCGACACGAACGGGAGAUGUUCAUCUGUGGUUCAAGUGUGUUACGGCAUAUUAUUGAUAUUUUGAGAAUUUUCCAGCAUCCGGUGGGACCGCAUCGGAAAAGUCUUUAAAUAAAUGUUGGCACGAAGUUCACCAUAAGGCAGGGCUCUGCUAGUGAUGACGUCUUCUCGAAGAAUUUAAGGAUAAAAGUUGUCGGGUGAAAAGUAUCAAAAACACACAAACUUCGAUACUGCGCGAAGUUCUUCUCGGUUUUAUUCGGUUCUUCCUUUUAAGGUUGUUGGGCAAAAUUCUCGUCGCAAAGUUCGCGUUCCAUAAGAAAAAGGUCUUCACUCGGGAGUUCACAGGAGCAGAUCUGCAAUAAAAAUAAGCAAGACCAUAUAGAGUGCUCGUUGUGCUUUCAGUAAAAAAAUCACUAAAAGAUCACCUAGCAGCAUCCGCAAAUGUUUUUCAUCGCUCUCACACGGAGUGCAACCCUUCGGAAUCACCCAUAAGUGGAAGUGACUUGUGAAGACAAGUACGUGUUUACCGAAUAUCCAACUCCAACAUCAUAAACCAUUCGACCGCAAUCCUGUUCUCACCGGUGGAAGUUUGAGGGGGGGAAUUUUUAGAUAAAGUGUGACGAGUCAGUGUCAGUAUAUCGGGUGUUAUUUUUUAGGCAGCCAAAAUUUGUUUCCCUUCCCCCCUCUUCGACCGGAAUCGGAACCAGUGAAAAGAAGAGGCAACUACAAAAAAGUUGACACAUUCUUGGCACAUGUUCAACGUCGAGGUUCCACUUCAGGCCGGAUGUUGCCCUGAACGCCAAGAAAUAACAACAAUCUCAUCAACAACAACAACAGCAACAACCAAAACGACGACGACUGCCAAAGUCAAAACGGAUUUUUCCAGGAAGGUGGCACGCUGAGUCAAUCGGAUGGAUGAUUGUAAAUACUUGAUAGCGCUGCUGCUGGCGGCGCUUUUGAGCGAUCGAAUAUCGACGGCAGACUCCUACAGCAGCAAUGGCAUCAGUAGCAGCAGCAGCAGCAGCCCUCAGCUAUCGUCGUCGUCGUCGUCGUCAUCAUCAUCGUCAUCAUCCAGUGGCUCUCCAUCGCAGCCAGGAAGAACUUCCGGUGGCCGGUCCGGUGCUCCACAGGCGAUAGCUUCCCUUUCGUCGGCCUCGAUAGCUGCCGCACUGGCCGCAAGAAACAGUAACAACAACGCGGCUGCAGCGGCGGCGGCGGCAGCGGCAUCAGCGGCCUUGGCGGCAGCUUCGGCUUCCUCAUCAGCGGCGCCAAUGUCCACAGUGUCGGCGGCAGCAGCAGCAGAUAAAGGAAGCAGCCACACGCCCACCGAUUGCAAUUUGGCCCAGUUUAGGUGCAGCAAUGGCACUUGCAUCGAUUCGGCCAAAUUCUGCGACGGCAGCUUCGAUUGUCUCGAUAAAAGCGAUGAGCCACGGCUUUGCACAGCUUGCAAUCGAACGUUGUACGGAGAGGUGGGAAGAACCUACGAGCUGCAGCUCCAGCCGCAUCAGCUGCAACAAUUUCUUCAGAAGAACCAGGAGCAUAAUGGUGGCAAAAAUGCAUAUCCAUUUUUGUGCCAUUUCAACUUUACUGCCCCCGGAGGUUCUUUCGGAAAUAUUGUGCAGCUCAAUUUCGCCCGCUUCAGCAUCGGAAAAUUCGUCCCGGAUCUGAACGGGGGUGGAGGUGGAGCCCGAAUGAUGGGUCAGUUCCGACAUGACCAACAGGGCUCGGGUCACGGAGCGGCGGGUCAGCAGCAUCCGGGCUACUCGGAUCACGAUUCCUGCCCGGAAGGAUUCAUGACCAUCCGGGAGCACGGCUUGCCGGAUUUGAACGGGAAAUGGUGCGGCACUGCAUCGGGCUAUACGAUCUACUACAGUGAGACCAAGUCGGUGAAUGUGACGAUCCGGUUGGACCGGUUGCCACCGAUGACGGGAAGUGGUGCGGCGACGAUUGGAGCGGUUCCGGGAGUUGGAGCCGGAAGCGGAGCUCCUGGAGCAGGAUUGGCCGCCGGAAACGGUGGGAUGGAGUUUCGAUUGAUAUACAAGUUCUUGCGGUACACGGAUGCCAAGCUACGGUACGACAACAGGAUAUGGAAUGGUGACCUGGUUCCGGGAUCGUACUGCAAUAGAAAUUUUUAUGACUGCGACAAACGAAUCUGCCGAAUACGGUCGCCCAACUAUCCCGGCAUUUAUCCACGCAAUUUAACAUGUAAAUAUUAUAUCAAUCACCGAACGCCACCGAGUGGGCUUCACGCGAUGAUCGUCCUCCGGCAGCCCGAUGGCCAUAAAUUAAACAUCAAGGAACAGGCCGAACAUCACGGGGCAAGCACCAGGAUUUUAAGGAGUUGGGAGCAGUGUGACAUUGAACAGGACUAUCUCACGAUACACGAUGGAAAGGCUCUGGAGGCUCCGGAAAUCGGUCGAAUUUGCGGGGGCGAUGUGCUACCGGACAUCGUAUCGAGUGGAUCGGACAUGAUGGUUCAAUUUCGAACUUCCCCCUACGAUGUUCCGUUUCACCCAAAUCCGAUAACGUUUUUGCCUGGAUUUGAGCUGGAGGUUCAUAUUCUCUAUGUGAACUCGAACUCUCAAUCCUACAUACGUCAGCCAGGGCGUUGCGAGUUUUCGAUUAGCGCCUUCGAGAGCCAAACUGGUGAACUGGAAAGUCCACAGCAUACCCUGCCCCCGGAAAGUUCCUGUAUCUAUCACUUCCAGGGGCGGCGCCACGAAACAGUCUGGAUAUCGUUCAUCAAAUAUCACUCGGCCAUUGAUCCAACAGGUUUCGAGUCUCCAGCCGAAUGCGUUACUCAGCUGCGCAUUUGGGAUGGACGAUGGUCUGUCUCGUCCAGGCCUUACGUUUUUUCAGGUUCUAAUCCGGAAUACAGUCGAAACGCAAGUUUGAUUGAACAGAUUUGCCGAGAAGAGGUUCCCCGUCUUUGUUCUAGGUCGUUGGUUUCCAAAGGAACCCGACCGUGUUCUACGCAAGAGAGCUACCUGUCAACAGGAUCAGAUUUGACUAUUGAGUAUCGACCUAGUCCUAUUGGAACCGCAAGGCUAUACGGUCCAGCAUCGGCCUUCAAACUGCGUUACGAAUUCGUUGACAAUUCGCUUGGUGGAGCUCCCUUGGAACCAUUGGUGGCACCUUCGGCAAUGCCAGAACCGGCCGCUUUGGUACAAUUUCAUCCGAAAUCUUGUGACCGAGUUUUUCGAUCAUCAUCCGCUUCCCGAGGAAUCUUCCGAUCACCAUCGAAUGUUUUCCUAUAUGGAAGAGGAGGAUCACCCAACAUAUCCUGCACGAUAAGAUUCGAGGCUGGAAUCGGGGAAAGUGUCAGACUUUCGAUAACCCGAGCACGAUUCGGAGGUCGCUCUUGUCAGAACAUCCAGAACCGAUCAGGCCGUUGGCACUGCAACCACCAAAAUGGGCCGGUAUCCGAUUUACGUAUUAGCGAAGUACCCUGGACUGACAUUCCUCCAUUGCCCCGGGAUUGUCUAUGCUCGGACGUCCCAGCAUCAAUCAAUUUGGCUCCACUGGCGGCGAGUAUUGUAGAGGUUAGAUUCACCGCAAUGCAGAUGGAGGUGGAUCAAGAUUUUAGAGACUUUUACUUCGAGGGUAGGUAUGAGUUCGAAAAGGAUGGUUGCGAAACCGAUUGGAGCGAGCGAAGACUUCGUGGACGUAGUGGUGAUGCGCUGUUGAAGCCGACUGCUUGCCCUGCGUUGAUCCAACCUUGGCUGUUGGAACCUGAAACCGAUGGAAGCUAUUUGGUGCUAAAAAUGAAGGGAUUCUGGAUGCCACCUUUGCUUCACUCAGCACCUCCCUGUCCGACCGAUGCACGUAUAACGGUGUAUUCAACGAAUAAUCCGAAAAGUUCGAGGGAUUUGUGUCCAUCGGGACCGGAUGUGGUGGCGUUCUCUGAUGGUUGGGACAAUGCAUUUGGGUUUAGCGCUUUGGAAAUCUCUAAGAGUCUGAUAAUCGAGUUCAAAAGCUCCCGGAAGCCGAGGGAUAUCGAUGGCAAUGAGUACAAGUUCUCCUGGAUGGAGAUCUACCCGGGUAAUGAUUGCCCAUACAAAUGCCAAGAGCUGCAGGCUUGUAUACCAGCGGAGUUGUGGUGCGAUGGAAAAAUUCACUGUCCAUCGGGACAAGAUGAAAGUUCUUCGGAGUGUGACAGCCGAUUGCCGCUGUCUCCACUUCACGUAGGAAUAGCUGCAGCUACGUUAACGCUGUUCCUGUCGCUGGCGGCCGGAUUGACGGCAUGUGCACGAAGAAAGCGAGUCGAGAAGAAGCACCAGUUUCAGCAGGGCCAUCUGGAGGCCAAUGGAAGGUAUCCUCAUCAUCCAAGUUACGGGCAUGGAAAUCCGCACCAUCACAUGGGCAGCAGUCAUGCCUUGACUCCGAUCUAUCUGGACCCCUGCAAGGAUAGCUUCUGUUGACAGGAGCUGGAGACUUCGGUGUAGCCCACGCCGAAGUCCCAGGAUUUCUACUACUUUGCGUUCAACCGCUAGGACGUGGGCAUAGCACUGAUUUUUAUUGUGGGAUGGUAUGCGGUAAGGAAGAGGACAGUUUGGCGAAGAAGUGUGGUGGAGAGUUUUAAAAGACUUUCGGUUAAGACGAACACGAACGAAACACUCUGGUGAUAUUAAGUGUUAUAGUAGAGCAGGACGACCCUGAAAUAAAUCAUCAGUAGCAGCAGCAGAAAUCCAACCAAUAGGGAUAACACAAUUUAAAACAUAAAAAAGGAAUAAAAAAACUGACUAGCAAAUCUUAAGAAACAUUUAAAAUCCUAGCAAUGUAUAGUGUCUGCAAAUCCCUCUGAAAUAAAACAACUGAUAAGAAUGUGGAAUGAAUGAAAUCAUGAAAAAUAUUGAAUGCGAGUGAGUGAAUGAGUGUCAUCAUUUGUUGUUGAAAAGUGGUUGAGAUGUUUCUUGGGCAGGAAUGGCGGUGUGUCAAGCGUGAGGGUUUUUUGAAAAUAAAUAUAAGUGAUCAACUGUUUGAGUCAUCAUUAAAAUUACCAAGGAAUCUUCACAUUGACACACCGAGUGUACUACCCUCAAAUCCAAUCCCUGAAAGGCAAACCGUAUGAAUUAUAAUCGUAAUGAGGCGAAAUUAAUUUUAAUUAAGACAAUCAGUUGUUGAAAGCGCAAACGAAGUGGACGAAUCGGGUCGAGAAAAAGCAACAAGAAAAAAUAAUUCGAUAGAAAGCAAAGGAAAUCCUUCGGAAAGUAUGACGAAUGGUUGAACGGGAAAGUACACGAUAUUAUGAUGAACCCUCCAGUAGAGAUUUUGUUUUGCUGCUCAUCCUUCUUCUGAGUAAGUCUUUUCGAUUUAAAAAAAACGGGUCAACAUUAAAGAGUCAGAUAGCCGGAGCCAAGGGGAAAACUUUUACAUUUACUGGGAAUAUUAUUUUAAAUUACACUGCUGAUUCGAGCACCAUCAGCUGCUCUUCGAGCAGAUUGGGAGUGGGAAUGGGAUGAGAAAACAUCGGCUAAAGAGAAACUACCGGAUCCUUAGCAGAAUUGUCUCCAUUACAGUAAAAGCCAAAGAGAUUUGCUGAUGUUGCCACUUUACACACUGUCCGGCUUCCAUGUGGCUUCCAGGGGAUGGAAAGUGAAAAGUGAAGAAAAAGUGGCUGUCAUUUGUUACUGAAGCGUGGCGGAAAUAAAUCGAACGGAAAGAUGCGUCUCCAUCAUUCCACCAGCCCUAUAGGCGCUGGGAUUACCUUUGACUCCCGAAGUCGGUAGAGCAAAACGGAAAAAAAAUCGAAAGAAAAUCUCAAAAAAAAACUUGGAUGAAAGCGGAAGUGAGAUUUCGAAAAUUUUCACAAACAAUACACCGCUGCUGCCAAAAGUUGCAGGGAUAGACGAAAUUGGAAGGAAAUUACGUUCAGGUCAAGUGACAAUGACGUCUCGUUUUUCGAAAUCCAUCCCGUUGAUCCCAAUGUUGGCUGAGCUGGGAGUGACGAGGUGGACUGAGUAGUUGAAAAUCUUCUCAUUUGUUCUAAGAUUCAACAAAUGAGAUACAUUUGUCAGUCCGGUUUUAGCUCAAAACGAAAUUCUGUAAUUGAUGACUUCAGCGUUUUUUCUUCCAUUUGCUGAAAAUAUUCAGAAUGGUUUGUUAACUGUUGCAAUUUAUGUUUCGAGAAAGUAUUGAUGGGUGAAAAAACAGCUCAGUAUAUAAAUGUUGAGUUGAAAUUACGUCUUACGGUAACACUAAAAGGGUACAAUUCUCUGAGUGCAUUUUGAGUCACUAAAAUGCGAAUCCUUAAGAAUUUUUUUCAGUAAAUAUCCUGGCCGGUAAAAUAUUUGAUUUUUAAAUGGUCGACUAAAAUCCGGGCAAUACCGUAAACUGGGGGAACUUUGAUCAGAGUUUUUGAAUUAUUUAAAAUGUUAUUUUAAAAUCCUAAAAUAUCUGGUUUUUCGAAGGCUCACAAACAAACAUCUCUCCUGAUCAGGAGAGCAAAUGGGUUGUUUUAUAGUAAAAAUGGAGAAAACCCUAUCAAAUGGUUAAAUUUGAAGAUAAAAAGAUCAUGGAAACAGUGCGAGGACCUAGGGAACUGCACGAAGGCAAAACUUCAUUCGUUUUUAAGGCCAAAAAAAUUGAGAAAUGUGUAUGAUUUUUACCCCUAGAUGUAUGCAGCAAUAUUGUCCAUCUAUUAAUUUAAAUGUUUUUUUAAAAAAGGUUGAAAAAUCAUUUUAGUCUUAACAAAAAAACUGUUACUAAUUUUAUAAUUAAACUACCAUUACCAAAAAGCAACCCCUUCCAAAAUAUUCAAAAAUGAAUGAAAAAAGUGACCAAAGUUCCCCCAGUUUACGGUACCCGGGCCAAUUUGGUCAAAGCUUAGGAAUUCCUCAUCAAAAUCAUCAAAAAUCAAGAAAAAUAACUUGAAAAAAAUGGUUUUAUUAAAAUUUAUCAGCAGAUUUUAAAUCAUGAUUUUUUUUAUAAAACUUGAUCAAGAAAUGUAAUUUUGGCGUAUAAAAAAAUAAUUUCAAAAAACAAUUUGUUUUUUUUAGUUUAAGAAUGAGAAUGAGAAUAAACUCGGACAAAAUCUGGGCUUUUCCAAUGAAAUGCGGCAACCGGAUUGGAACGGACUUUUCUCAAAUUUUAUUUUAAAUAUUCGGACAACCUUAACCUAGCCUAUCAGUAAGUAACCAAAUAAUCCUCUCACCAAUCAUGAUUCACUUAUUUGGAAACUGUUCAUGAAGAUUAGUAACGUAUGAGUAUCAGGAUCCAGAAUCCGAAUCCGGGACAAGGAUCCUAAACUAGGACCUGUUUUGGGAUUCGAGUCCAACAUUAAGAUAAUAGUCUAGGAUUAGGCUCUGAAUCUGGAAUCAGAAACAAGAGCUUAAAUCUAGAAUCAGAAUUAUGAAGAAAACAUAUUAAAGAAUCAAAUCAGGAUUAAGGAAGAGGUUCUAAGAUACAGAACCUGAGAUCAGAAACCAGGAUUAGGAUCAGAAUCUGAGAUCUUUUUCAGGGUCAUAAUCUAUGAUCAGAGAUAAAUAUCAGGAUCCAGGAUCAGAACUAGGAUGCAGAAACAGGAUCCAGGACCAGGAUCUAGGAUCGGGAUCCGGAAACAUGAUUAGAAUCUUGGAAUCGGGUCUGGGAUCAGGACCUAAUAAGGCAACCAGAUUGAGGAUAGUAAUCAACAUCAGGAUAUGAUGUCAGAAUCAAAGUCCUGCAUCAAAAUAAGAACUAAAAAUCUCAAUCUGAGAUAAAGAUCAGGUACUGAGUUCAGCUUAAAUGUUUGAUUAUGAAUAAGGGUAGAGGAUCAGAAUCCAGAACAAAGUUGCAUAAACUUCUGUGUUUUUGUUAGGAAAGAAAAUUAGAAUUUCUGUGAUUUUUCCCCGAAAUUCUAUGACGGUUUUCUUUGAAUAUUUUCGAAAUUCUGUAGUCUAUAACUCUCUGUAAAAUUAAAGAUUUUUCUGUGAUUUCGCAACCUUUAUUCAAAAUACGAUAUUAAGAUCAGAAUCCGGAAUGAGGGGCUAGGAUUUUGAAAUCAGGGAAUUUACUUGGGUUUUAGAAUCAGAUAUCAAGAGCUUAAAGUGAAAUUUAAAAUGCGGGAUCAGAACCGGUAUGCGGUAUAAAGCUAAAUGCAUUCAGAAUUCGAGAUCAGAAUCCACAUUUUAAUUUUGGAAAAAAAAAAUCCGCAGAAUUGAGGACUAAAGAAAUACGGUCAAUGUCCAAAGAUAAUCAUACUGCUUGCACAUCAAAAUUUUCAAGGUUGAUGGAACAACAAUUUGACGUAGUCGGAGAAACUAUUGGUUCCACCAGACAUUUUUUAAUUUACAAAGUAUAGCAACUUUUACCCUACAAAGAGAAACGAACAAGUCGCGAAAAACUUUGUUUCUAAUGAUAAAUCAAAUGAAAACGAUUGUAAAUUUAAAAAAAAAUAUUAAUUAACGCAUGAAGCACUAAUUGCAGUAAUUUUCUGUCAAUGAUGUUUUCAAUGAAAAAGGAUAAGGUUGCUGCAUACAUAAAGGGGUAAAAAAUACUAUAAAAAUUUCUGGGGCUCGGACAUUCGGCCGAAGGCCGGUAGGCCGAAAGAUGUUAGGCCGAAGGUCGCUAGGCCAAAUGGGUUAAAAGGUCGAAGGAUGUUCGGACGAAUAAGACAAUAGGCCGAAUGGGACAUUAGGCCGAAGGUUAUUUGGCCGAAUUUUAUCAGGCCGAAUGGUCAUCAGGCCGAAUGGACGAUAGGCUGAAUGGUCGCUAGGCCGAAUGGUCGUACGGCCGAAUGGCCAUACGGCCGAAUGGUCAUUUGGCCGAAUGGUCAUUAGGCCGAAUGAUCAUUAGGCCGAAUGGUCAUUAGGGCGAAUGGUUGUAAGGCCGAAUAGUCGUAAGGCCGAAUGAUCGUAAGGCCGAAUGGUCACAAGGCCGAAUGGUCGCAAGGCCGAAUGGUCGCAAGGCCGAAUGGUGCAAGGCCGAAUGGUCGCAAGGCCGAAUGGUCGCAAGGCCGAAUGGUCGCAAGGCCGAAAGAUCGUUAGGCCGAAUGGUCGUAAGGCCGAAUGAAUGCCAGGCCGAUAAAACAUAUUAACGCUUUUUUGUAUUUUGAGCGAAUAGUAGUUUGGCCGAAUGGGCGAAAGGCCGAGUGUUCAUAAGGCCGAAUGGUCAUUGGGCCGAAUAGUCAUCAGGCAGAAUGGAUGCAAGGUCGGAUUCAACCAUUCGGCUUUGCAACCAUUCGGCCUAUCGUCCAUUCGGUCUUACAACCAUUCGACCUGAUGACCAUUCGGCCUUACGAAAAUUUGACCUAUUGUCCAUUCGCCCUAACUGUCAUUUGCCCCAACAUGCAAACAAGCGUUGAUAUGUCUUAUCGGCCUGGCAUACAUUCGGCCUAACGACCAUUUUGCCUAGUGACCAUUCGGCCUAGUGAUUAUUCGGCCAAAUGACCAUUCGGCCUAAUGACCAUUCGGCCAAAUGACCGUUCGGCAUUAUGACCAUUCGGCCUAAGGACCAUUCGGCCUAGUGACCAUUCGGCGUAGUGACCAUUCGGCCUAGUGACCAUUCGGCCUAAUGACCAUUCGGCCUAAUGACCAUUCGGCCAAAUGACCAUUCGGCCAAAUGACCAUUCGGCCUAACGACCAUUCGGCCUGAUGACCAUUCGGCCUAAUAACCAUUCGGCCUUAUGACCUUUCGGCCUGAUGAUCAUUCGGCCUAGUGACCAUUUGGCCGAACAUCCUUUCGGCCUGGCGUCUUUUCGGCCUAACAGCUUCGGCUGGUUAACCGUCGGCCGAAUAACCCAUUCGGCCUAGUGGCCUAUUCGGCCAGAUAACCCAUUCGGCCUAACGUCCAUCGGCCAAAUGACCUUCGGCCGAAUGGCUUUCGGCCUCAUGACUUUCGGCCGAAUGACCCAGCCUCAAAUUUUCUAUUUGCUGAAAUCAUAAAAAUUAAUGUUUGGAUGGAUGACAUUUUGAAAUUAAAAAAACACGUGAUGGGAAACAAUCAUUUUUCAGCAAACGUAAACGUGUUUUAAAAGGAGAAUCUUUGAUUUGCAUGUUGAUGCAUUUUAUCCAAGACUGGUAACUGAAUUUUGAAAAUGUUUUAAAAAAAUUGAUGACUGUUCGAAAAACUUUUUUAUCAUCAACAUUAUUAGUAUGGGAAAAUUAAGCAAUAUAAACUUUGUAGCUGAUUAAGUCAUUAAGUCAAUUCUUCAUACUUAGUAAAGUUUUUUAAAGCAUCGAAAAAUGUUAAAAUUUGUUCAUCUAUUGCUCGAUUUUUUAAAUAUUCUAUGAGAAUCUAAAACUCUAAAAAAUUAUCUCGCGAUGUAAGAAAAUAUGUCAUGGCUAAAACCCAGGAAUUACUCAACACAAAACAAGAAAACAUUGUUUGUUUCAUUGGCAGUUUUUAAAUCGUACUUUAGGCUUUUAAAAAUCUCUUCAUGAUAAUUUUUAUGAAACUUGCUCAAGAAAUUUCGUUUCGGUGCAUAAAUAAAAAAUUUUGCAUCAAAAUUUGUUUUUUUGUUGUUGUUUGUUUUGGCAAAUAAAGAAAACCAUUCCGGGAAAAAUCCGGGCUUUCAUUAAAUAUCCAGGCAAAUUCGGAUAAAACCGGGCAAUCUGGCAACCUUAGUCAUGGCCAUUUUGUCAUAAAAAAAUGAUAACAUUAUGAUCCUCCAAUUGACGGUAAUUAUGAAAAAAUUGGUAAGGAUUAAAAUCAGAGAUCAGCAUUUGGAUUCUGUUUCAGAAAUCAGUAUAAGCAAAAAAAAUCGCGAUCACGGUCCAGUACCAAGAAUAAGGAUACAGUAUAAAGGUUUACGUUAAAGAUCCAGAUCAAAGGCCAGGUUCCAAGAUCAGGAUCCAAGAUAACAGAUUGUAAUCAGAUUGAGGAUCAGAAUGUGAAAUCUGGUACCAUGAUAGAGCUCAGGAAUCAGGAUUAACGUUACGAUCCAGGAUGGAAAUUUUACAUAUUAUCAAGGUUCAAGACUUAAGAUCACGAUCCAGGAUUUGGAAUCAUGAUCCAGGAUUUGGAAUCAUGAUCCAAGAUCUGGGAUCGGUAUACAGAGCUAGAAUCUAGGAUCCGAAUUUUUAAUAAAUAUCCAAAGUCUGAGAUAAGGUAUCAUGAUCAGUAUUAAGGAUCAACAUCGGAUUGAGGACAACCACUUUAAGCUUUUUCUACUACUUUUGAUAAAUUAAAAGUUCUGAUUGAAUCAUACAGUUGAAAAAAAGUAAUUUCUAUUGAAUUUAAAAGUCUAUUUAUACUGAAAAAAAAAUUGGGAAAUGGAAUCAAAUAUGUUACGUCGAUUAUAAACUUUGUAUUGGGAUUGAAGCAAAAUAUGGAAUAAAAUAGCUUUAUCAAACACAUUUGUUUCAUGUAAACCUCAGAAUAUCGUGUACAAUUUGUAUUCCGCCAUUCGCUAUCGUUAUUUUUAAAUUCAGGUAUAACAAUUGAUUUUUUAAAUUAUAAAACAAAAUGAAAUAUUCUAAAAAUCUUUCCGACUUAGAAUAGCAACAUAACCCGAAUGUACAUUUCGAAUCUCCAGCGAACGAAAAUUAAGGUUGUGAAAAAUGGAUUCGGAUAUGGAGAGAUAAAUGCGCAAAAUUCUCGAUUGAAAUGAAUCUAUCCUAUGGUAAGAUGAGAGAUCGGCUUGAUUCGAAAACUUUUCAACCGCAUGGCAAUGCUGCUGUAAAUAUUCUGGACUAAUCAUCAGAAACGAAAGAAUCCCAGUAACUGAUAUACGUUUUAAGUAUCUUAGACCGUUAAGCGAAAGGUUUAGGUUUUAGUAGCUACGUAAUGUACCAUAUAUUUAGGAUUAAACUGAUUCCUAGGCUAAGCUCAGCAGAAUGUUACUUGAAUGUGUGAGGCAAUUUAGUCAUUAGUCAAUAAAUAAAAAAUUACAAUUUUCCAUAUUCCAAAUCACUUCAUCAUUCAACCAAUCUUCCACGAAAAUCAGUAAAAAAUUUCUUUGAAAUAAAAAAAAAAUAUCAAUCAUAGCACCUUUCUCUCUGAAGCGUCGAAAAAAUCUUCCACCUCACAGAUAAUUCAAAUACAGAAACCUGAUUCAACAUAAAAUAAGAGUUGUACAUACAAACUAAAAAAGAAACCAGAAUCCGAAGGAAUGAUAUACUGAUUUGAUAUUAGAUCCGGUAACAUUGCCGCAAAACAAAUCAGAGUUUAGCUGUAAGACCAGAACAAAAUAGACUUGAAAAACCCGAGAAAGUUUGCAGAGUUUGACCGAACUAGAGCUAAAUAAUUAAAAUAAAAUAAAAAUUCAAAACGCAAAUAAAUGGAAGUUGGUCAUUCCCUUUCUCGAAUCGUCAAAUAAUAAUGUGAUUCUCAGUAGAUAAGAACGAAUUGAAGUAAGUAACACUGGUAAAAAGUCUCCUCGAAUAAAUCAAUAAAUGUAGAAAAAUAUUGAUACCUACAAAUUUUGCAAUUUGAUUUUUUUUUUCGUUGGAUUCAAUCUCCUUCAAAUAGUUUAUUUUUGUUUUAAGUUAGUAGUUCGCAGAAAAUUCCUAGAACCCAAAUUUGUUUGUAAACAAAAUGUAUGUUUACUCCACCAUUAUGUACCUAAGCUUAUCAAUCGAAGUUAUCGAUCCUUAAAAACUUCCCCUUAUUGUUUAUUAACAAUGAAAUGCUUCAAGUUUCUUUCGUUUCUAGAAUUGCAUAGUGUUUUUCAAGAAAAUCAGAUAAUCAUCAUUCUCAAUACAAAAGAGCAAUUUAUCAGAGAUCGAGAAAACAAAAAAAAAAAUAGAAUUAAUGAGCUCGAUUAUACAAUCAACUGAAAAACUUUUAGUUUACCAAUUUCACGACAUAAUAGUAACACGAAUACCCAAGAAAAAAAUUGGAAUUGGAAAUAUCUGUAAAUACUAGCAAAAUUAUUAAAAAGAGAAACCAAUUGAAGACUUACUGUGCUGCUAGGAAUGUAAAUUUGAACUUCCCUCCUAGUUUGAUGCAUUUUAAACAAGGUUGUAAAAUAGUUCUAACAACGCAAAGUAACUCGCGUCUUGUUUGAUUUUCCUACGUAUGAGCUAUACCGCGUUAAUUGGCGAUCAAAUGUAAACUUUCUCCCAGAAGAAAGUUCGUUCCCUGAUGCCUAUUGAAGCACCUUCAAUAUUGCUACGAAUAUCAAACGAAUAGAGAAACGAACAGGAAAAAUUAAAAACUCAAAUUCAAAUUCGGUUCCCAAAUUCAAUUUUAGGAACUUCAAAAACAAUCACGAACUAACAUGAGGUUAUGAUAUGUUGAAACGUUGAAGAAUAAGCACCCAUCUUCAAUUAUAACCUACGGGAAAUAAAAGUGUGUGUAUAAGAAAUGUCUUGGAGCUAAAUGUACAGAACGAUUAAAGAGCAACCUUCAUAUGUAAGUUACGUGAAUGUGCUAUGUGGGUACCGGAAUGGAUUGGAUUGAUGUGACCGAAAUCGAAACGAAAUUGUAGGCACUCAGAACAGAGCCUUUUCUUAAGUCAGUCGCAAAUUGGACACUGAGAAUACGCUCAGAUUAAACGAAGAAACGGUUAAAACAGCUGAAAUUCGUUUGUAAAUAAAAUUGUUUCUAAAAAUAUA
Molecule: messenger RNA, 13847 nt
Organism: Uranotaenia lowii
Lineage: Eukaryota; Metazoa; Arthropoda; Insecta; Diptera; Culicidae
Exons: 11
Coding region: 1281-4790 (1169 amino acids)
Cellular component (GO): plasma membrane
Molecular function (GO): protein binding
Source: RefSeq, a predicted model, not a curated record